UACGGUUAUUCUUUUGAGCAUGCGCACAAACUUUGAAACAUUAGCCGCGAACCCGUCUGUUAUUGCACAAGAUGAAGCCAGCUCGAGGUUCAUCCAGAGCAUCAACACGGGGUCCUAAAGGCGCAGGGCGGACUGGGAAACACUUACAGCAAAAACCAUUGCCUGAUGGUGAGAGUGCACAAGACAAGGCAAGAAAGAAAGCACCUGCAGAGCUGAGAAAGGUGAAAGGUCAGGAGAAAUGGAAACCAUUGGACAAGUCCUCAAUCAUGAUCCUCGACAACAUGCUGAGUUUGUCAAUUCUAUCUGUUCUUACAAUGAAAUCAAAAGAAAAGGAGGAAUCCCAGAGGCACCUUAAUUCCUUGAAAGACCAGUUCCUAGCUAAAUGUUCUCAACUCCCUGUGCCACCUCAGAAACAUGGAAAUUUGAUGCAAGUGUCCCAACAGUUCCACACUGAGAACCAGAAGGUUAACCAGGGCAAAAAGAAACUUGAGGCAUUAGAGGAGAGCAGCCAGGUGGUGGUUAGCCAACUGGAGCAGCUGCAAGGAAAGAUGGACUGUUUGGAGCAUGAGUGCAGGAGCAUGAGGGACAAACUGGAGGAAGAAGAGUUAAAUGCACAAAAGUUUAUUCAGCUGACUGAACAAGCUGUUCUGCAUCUUCCUGCUUUGCCACGUUAUCCUGAAAAUGAGCCCACGUUACAGGAGAUCAUCAUGAAAGUAGUACCUGAUCCCAAAGCUGUCAUGAAGGCUCUUCAGAAAAGAAAAGUCACUGGGAACGUAAACGCCUUUUUGGAGUUGGCACAUAAGCAGACGGAUCACCUGUGAGUCACUCUGUAACUCCAAACAAGUGGAUCAGUGUUUGCAGAUGAUUGUGUGUGUGUUUUUUUUAAUGAACAAAAGUGUACAUUUUUCUUAUUUAAAACAUUGUUGGCUCAGUUAGAAAUCACCAUCCUUGUUUAUUACAAUAAGAUGAUCAUAAUUCGGUAGAUUUCAUAUAGUAUUAACGUAAAAGUCACUGAUAAACACAUGCAAGUAUAUAAGCAAAAAUAACAUGACAUUAGCAUUUAUAGGCAACUGAAUUUUCACGCUUUUUCUAGUGCAGUGUAUAAAUACACAGCGGCGUAUAACUAUAACUACUUUCUUGGUUAAAAUGAUUGUAAAUAUACUGACUUAUUAUUAAUCAUACAUUUACAAGACAUGUAUUUGUUUGAUGAACUUGUCUAAGUUAAACGUGUUUUUGCUCUGUUUGGUUUAUAGUUUAUUCUGAUUGAAAUUGAAAAUGAUUAUUAACAGUUGGACCAUUUUACUUAAAUAAAUCGUAAUGUCCAGUUCUCGCA
This is a messenger RNA of Hemibagrus wyckioides, 1333 nucleotides long. RefSeq names its product centromere protein Q (gene cenpq). The record is from RefSeq and is a predicted model, not a curated record. The coding region runs from base 72 to 821 and encodes 249 amino acids. Lineage: Eukaryota; Metazoa; Chordata; Actinopteri; Siluriformes; Bagridae. The transcript has 9 exons.